Messenger RNA from Pseudophryne corroboree (corroboree frog), 615 nucleotides. RefSeq names its product cornifin-B-like. The coding region runs from base 1 to 615 and encodes 204 amino acids. The transcript has 2 exons. NCBI's taxonomy places the organism in Eukaryota, Metazoa, Chordata, Amphibia, Anura, Myobatrachidae. The record is from RefSeq and is a predicted model, not a curated record.
AUGUUGCCUCCUGUAGCCAUGCCACCACCGCGCAGCAUCGACCAGAAACCACCGGGCAGCAUUCUCCUGCCACCACCGUGCAGCAUGAAGCUGGAACAAUUGCGUAAAUUGGACAUGGCACACCAUCGCCGCCUGCUCCUGACACCACAGCGCCACAUGAACCUGCCACCACCGUGCAGCAUGAACCAGCCACUGCCGUGCAGCAAGAACCUGCCACCGCUGUGCAGCAUGAACCUGCCACCUCCGUGCAGCAUGGACCUGCCACCAAUGUGCAGCAUGAAUCUGCCUCCUCCGUGCAGCAUGAACCUGCCUCCUCCAUGCAGCAUGAACCUGCCUCCUCCGUGCAGCAUGAACCUGCCACCACCGUGCAGCAUGAACCUGACACCAUAUUGCAGCGUGGACCUGCCACCACCAUGCAGCAUGAACCUGCCUCCUCCGUGCAGCAUGAACCUGCCUCCUCCGUGCAGCAUGAACCUGCCACCAUAUUGCAGCGUGGACCUGCCACCACCGUGCAGGAUGGACCGGCCACCAUUGAGCAGCAUGGACCUGCCCCCACUUCUCUACCUGGACCUGACGAUACAUUGCCGCAUGGUCCUGUCCCUACCAUGUAUGUAA